AUGGCGAUUUCGCUUUCAGGCUCCAAUGACGGGCCAGCAAAAGAGGAGGCGUUUUUCCGGUCUGCUCCGAUGACCCUUGUUCAAUUUUACGUUACAAUAGAGCUUGCUCGUGAUGUGGUGUACGCCUUAGGAAACCUCGGAGACGUUCAUUUCCGAGACUUAAAUUCAAAAUUGACACCAUUCCAAAGAACUUUUAUAGCCGAAUUGCGGCAGAACGAUGUGGUGGAGGCCCGGUUGACAUAUCUUCAAGGGGUAAUGAUGAAACACGAGAUUUGGACGGGAGAUCCGUUUGCCAAGUUGACAGCAGACCGGGCACCUUUUCCGAAAGCCUCCGAUGUCGAUAGUCUCAGGAGCCGGAUUUUGGAAGUAUAUGAGCGGAUUAAGCAUCUAGAUGAGUCCUUUGUGGAAUUAGACCAGCGGUACUUGAAAUACGUCGAGAACAGACAUGUGGUACAGGCUCUUGAAGAUUUCCAUAAAAAUGCCUGGUCCGAAUCCGAAGUCCGUGCCUCUAUGGAUCGUCCUAGUAUAGACGGUGACGACGUAGCAUUGCUUAACGCACGAAAUCGCAGCUUGGAGUUGGGAAGUUUUGAGAUUGAUGACGAAGACCGCGAUGAACUCACACCGGAAACGGCUGAUUUAGACAUUUCCUUUGAUGCUAUAUCGGGUACAAUUGCAACGGAAAAGAUAGGUUUGCUUCGCAAGAUUCUCUGGAGAACUUUAAGAGGAAACCUUUAUUUUCACGAUAUACCCAUAACCUCCACCAAGCUUUCCAAUUUCAACCCCAAGACCCCAGAACUCAUUGACAAAAGCGUCUUCAUCCUUUUUGUUCACGGAGACAUGCUUCGACUUCGUGUCAACCGCAUAAUUCUGUCGUUGGAUGGAAUUGUUUACGACAACGUUAACGGCAGUGCCGUUGACCGGUCUCGCACAUUUGCCAGUCUCAACUUGAGUAUCACCGACUUGUCAACGGUGGUGGAUAAUACACGAAAUCACUUGAUGACCGAGUUGUCUGUGCUCAAGGAAGCUUACCCCAAUUGGUGGUUUAUAAUCCAGCGUGAAAAACUCAUAUAUCAGGUGCUCAACACCUUCGAUAACGAUGCCGCCAGACGGUGCUUAGUGGGUGAAGGAUGGAUUCCCAAAUCGGACCUCAAUACUGUUAGAACCACCUUGAAGCAGUUGAUAAGAAAACGGUCUGCUCCUCGCGCAUUUGUCAACGAGCCCGAACUGCUGGAUCAUGAGUCAACUUCAACUCCAAGUUCUCCUGGUCGUUCUAGUUCCGUUGAUCUUUUAUUUGCAAUUGAAGACGACCACGACGCUGAAGAUGCUCAAUUUGAGUCUGACGAUGAAGAUGCUCUCAUUGCUGUCGUUACCGAACUCUCAACUAACAGAACCCCUCCAACUUUCCAUCGUACAAACAAGUUCACCUCAGCUUUCCAGCUGAUUAUAGACGCUUAUGGAAUAGCCACCUAUCAAGAAGUGAACCCGGGUCUUGCUACCAUCAUCACGUUUCCUUUCAUGUUCGCUAUCAUGUUCGGCGACAUAGGGCAUGGAUUUAUAGUACUCCUUGUGGCUCUCUACUUGAUCAAAAACGAGAACAUAUUCGGACCCAUGCGAAAUAAGGACGAAAUAUUCGAAAUGGCAUUUAAUGGACGCUACAUCAUUCUUCUCAUGGGGGUAUUUUCCAUGUACACGGGUUUGAUCUAUAACGAUAUUUUUUCCAAAUCUAUGACGUUAUUCAAGUCAGGAUGGAAAUGGGAGUUUCCAAAAGACUACGACUUUAGCAAGGAUGGUGCCAUCAGCCUUGUUGCUCAAAAGAUUCCUGGCCAUACAUACUUCUUUGGAUUAGAUUGGGCGUGGCAUGGUUCUGAGAACAAUUUGUUAUUCACCAACUCAUUGAAAAUGAAACUCUCGAUUUUGAUGGGUUAUAUUCAUAUGAAUUAUUCUCUUAUGUUCAGUUUGGUUAACUAUCGAUACUUCAAAUCCAGAGUUGACAUAAUUGGAAACUUCAUUCCGGGUUUCCUCUUCAUGCAAAGUAUCUUUGGCUACUUGGCUCUCACCAUUUUGUACAAGUGGAGUGUGGAUUGGUUCGGAAUUCAAAAACAACCUCCUGGCUUAUUGAACAUGCUCAUCAACAUGUUUUUAUCACCAGGAUAUAUCGAGGACCAAUUAUACCCGGGGCAAAAAUUCGUUCAGAUAGUGCUUCUUUUGGUGGCUCUUGUAUGUGUUCCUUGGUUGUUGGUCUACAAGCCGUUAACAUUACGCCGACAAAAUAACCGAGCCAUUGAAUUGGGCUACAGCGACUUGCAUUCUCAGCACAAUCAUGAUAUACAGCGCCAUGUUGAAGAGCAAGCUCUUGACGAAAGUGGUAUUGACGAUGGUUUGAAUCAUGAUGUUCCUGAUGAAAUCGAUAUGUUAGACGAUGGGUUCAGGUUCCCCAACGAUAUUGAGCCAUUGCAUCAUACGGCGGCUCAUGGAGAUGGAGAUGAGUUCAAUUUUGGUGAUGUUGUAAUUCAUCAAGUAAUUCACACAAUUGAGUUUUGCUUAAACUGUGUGUCUCAUACUGCAUCGUACCUUCGAUUAUGGGCUUUAUCGUUGGCCCAUGCUCAAUUGUCGUCGGUUUUAUGGUCUAUGACGAUACAAAAUGCAUUUGGUAUCACCGGAGCCAAAGGGGUUGUAAUGACCGUCUUUCUCUUUGGAUUAUGGUUUAUUUUGACGGUUUGUAUAUUGGUGAUGAUGGAAGGCACUUCUGCCAUGUUGCAUUCCUUGAGAUUGCAUUGGGUCGAAGCUAUGUCGAAAUUUUUCGAGGGAGAAGGUUAUGCAUACGAACCGUUUACAUUCAACAAGAUUGACGUUUAA
Messenger RNA from Meyerozyma guilliermondii ATCC 6260, 2856 nucleotides. RefSeq names its product Stv1p (gene STV1). Gene Ontology annotation, molecular function: proton-transporting ATPase activity, rotational mechanism; ATPase binding. Gene Ontology annotation, cellular component: vacuolar proton-transporting V-type ATPase, V0 domain; fungal-type vacuole membrane; vacuolar proton-transporting V-type ATPase complex. The record is from RefSeq and is a predicted model, not a curated record. Gene Ontology annotation, biological process: proton transmembrane transport; vacuolar acidification. NCBI's taxonomy places the organism in Eukaryota, Fungi, Ascomycota, Pichiomycetes, Serinales, Debaryomycetaceae. The transcript has a single exon. The coding region runs from base 1 to 2856 and encodes 951 amino acids.